Messenger RNA from Phlebotomus argentipes, 3207 nucleotides. It is a transcript of the gene tor, whose product is annotated as tyrosine-protein kinase receptor torso. Gene Ontology annotation, biological process: protein phosphorylation; positive regulation of kinase activity; multicellular organism development. The transcript is spliced from 11 exons. Gene Ontology annotation, molecular function: transmembrane receptor protein tyrosine kinase activity; ATP binding. The record is from RefSeq and is a predicted model, not a curated record. NCBI's taxonomy places the organism in Eukaryota, Metazoa, Arthropoda, Insecta, Diptera, Psychodidae. The coding region runs from base 1 to 2895 and encodes 964 amino acids. Gene Ontology annotation, cellular component: signaling receptor complex.
AUGCAAAUCGUCGUGGUGAAGUACAUCCAGAUCUUCUGCCUCACCGUCUUCGUGACCAACAACAUCAACUGCGAUCAGCUGCUGCUGCAGAACGCCAGCGAGGACCGGAAGCUCUACUCCGCCGUGUCGUGCACGGCCAAGUGCCUGGACGACGACCCGACGAAGAAUCUGUCGCUGUGCUACAAGAAGUGCGGCUCCGGCGGCGACACGGGCGGCGGCCGGCCGAUAAAUGCCAGUGACACAUUCGGCGUGCGGCUGCUCUGUCGCGACGACACCAGCCUAACCCUGGAGGUGGUCAGUGAAUCCGCAGAGGAAGAGGAAGCAGUCCAGACGGCCGAUUCUAAUCGCCGGGCGCGUGGCAUGGACUUCUGGUCGACCUCUUCUAAUGGCACGGCGAGGAAAACACUUGGAAAUUCAGCGCGGAGGUCAAGGUUUCGCCCUUGCGACUCUUGCCUCUACCUCGUGAAAAUCAAAGAGGCCAGCGAUCUGUCGUACAAUGAGAGGACAGUGUACUUGUCCAACAGCUCAAUCAUCGAAAUUCGCAAUUUGGAGCCCAACAAGAGCUACAAUGUUUCCGGCACGGUCAUCAACAAAUUCCACGAAUACGCGUUCAUUGGGAAGGUGUACAAGUUCAACACUCUGAAGCAGAAUCACAAACCCUUGGAGAUUAACACCACCACUUUGGACACUUACACACUGCAGCCGCAGAACGACUUCCUGGACGCCGUGGUGCAGUGGAAGCCGACCGAGGACUUCAUUUGCCACUACGAAAUCAUGUGGUAUUUCUCAGACGAGGGCGUCUUCUACAUCAAAAGGAAGGACAUCAACCAGACAGAUCCGCACUACAGAUUCACGCUGCCAAACAUCGGCUUCGGCUCUGAGCUGAGUGUGUCAAUUCGCGCCUUGAAUCUCAAGAAUUCGUCUCAAGAUCGCUCCCACAAGUGGAUUACCAGAAAAGUGCCCACGUGUCUGGAUUGGUUCGACAACAGCACUGAAGCGUGCGGUAAAGCUUUUACACAGAUUUCGCCUCCCGAGCCGAGGAAUAUUGGCAGUCAGGAGGAAUUGGUGGAAAAUCACGUGUACAACAUCAAUGUGACCUGGGAUCGUCCGUUCCUGUCGCCAGACUUCUACAUUGUCAACAUUUCAGAUCUCUUCGACAAUACAUCGCUCAGCGGAUCCCUCAAUGUGUCCGGAGACAGCACGUGGGCAUUCUUUCCCGCCAUUCGCAUCGUGGGCGUUCAGUACGGAAUUACGGUUAUUGCGCGGUCCGCUGGAGGAUUCUCCACAGCCAAGGGCAGUAAAUUCUUUGACAAGAAUUUGCGCGUAUCGGACAGUUUGGGCAUCUUCGGCAUCCUGCUGCUCACUCUAACGCCCAUUCUCUUCAUAACUGUGGCUGGCGUGGUGUUUGUGGUGCUCUUCCACCGGCGGGCAAAGUUGAGGCGCAUCGAGAAGCGCCGGAGGUACUUUGAGGAACUCGAGCAGAAGGCGCCCAUCGAUCCGAAUUCCAACUUUGAUAUCAAGCACAGCAUGUUUGGCAGCGCAAUUAACAUCGACACAAUUGACUCGGACUCAAUGAUGCUGGCCAGCGAUGAGCUGGAGGUCAGGAUGGAUCAGGUGACGAUUCUUGGGGAGCUUGGAGAGGGAGCUUUUGCUCUGGUGCGCAAAGGAGUGGUGAAAAUGGAUGACGGCACUGAAAAGCUGGUCGCCGUGAAGAUGCUUAAGAAGAGUCCGAAUUCCGAGGAGAUCAAGGAGUUCAAACAGGAAAUUGAGGUGAUGAAGUCUGUGGGAUUUCAUAAGAACAUUGUUGGUCUCCUGGGACACUGCACAAAGGACAUUCAUCGAAUGAUGCUGCUCACAGAGUUCUGCAGCAAAGGAAACCUCCUCAACUAUCUGAGACUUGAGUGGCUUCACUUGACACAAAUGCACCAGGAAGUGGCGCGGCAGGAGAGGAAUUCCCCUAGUCUGACGCCAGCGCUGGAGAAGCAGAAGUGUCCGGAGAGCAUCUUCAAUUUCGACACUUCAUUGGGCGACAAGAGGUUCCGAAACUACAAGAGUCUCGAGGGUACGGAGCACUAUGACCAGAUUUCGCCACAGGACAAGAAGUCCUGCACGAACGCCUGUCGCUGCCUCGUGGAGAUCGUGCAGCCCAUCGAGGCGGACGCCAAUCUCAAUGACCUCAGCACGUCGAGUCUGCGGAAGUGCACCAUCAAGAUCACGGAUUGCGAUUGCACGGCGCCCAGGAUUCCCAACGCCGUGGAGAACCGCAGCUACAACGGCGUCCUGGCCAACGGGACGCUCCUGUCGCCGUCCCGAAGGCACUCGCAGGACGACGCCGAUGGCAAGUGCCUCACGAAGAGGGAUUUGCUGCACUUUGCGCGUCAAGUGGCCGUUGGAAUGGAAUUCUUGGCAUGCAAUAAGGUCGUUCAUCGCGAUUUGGCUGCCCGGAAUGUGCUGGUGUGCGAGGAUAACGUGGUGAAAAUCUCUGAUUUCGGCCUCAGCAGGGACGUCUAUCAGGAGAACAUGUACAAGAAGGUGGGGAACGGGAAGCUGCCCAUUAAGUGGCUCGCCCUCGAAUCGCUCACGCACCAGGUGUACACAAGUCAGAGCGACGUGUGGUCCUACGGCGUGCUGCUGUACGAAAUCCUCACGCUUGGCGGAAAUCCCUACCCUUCCGUGCCCACGAAUCGCCUGCUGACCCUCCUGAAGUCCGGCUACCGGAUGGAGAGGCCCGGAAAUUGCGGACCGCAGCUUUACGAGCUCAUGUUGUCCUGCUGGAAGAUAAAUCCUCACGACAGACCCAGCUUCAGCGACAUUGUCGCGAAGGUUAAUGACUUGCACCAAGAUUUGCCGGAAAAUGAACCCAUCAAUCCUGAUAAUUUACGCGAAUCGAAGUAAGCAAGUUCUCUUAAGUCCAAAUUCUUAUUGAAUUGCAAAAGAACCCGCGAUUUCAGGGAGAACUUUAACCUUUCUGCUCAGACAAUUAAGAAACUAGAAGAAUGAAACACAAAAGAGAAGAAACAAUAUGAAGAAGAAAGAACUUAAGACAUUUCUUUUAAGAUAAGAGAUAAGAAAUUUGCUCUGUUUUCCUGCAGGGAGAAGUCCAGCACUGGGGAAUCCUACUUGAAGCCCUUAUAGUAUUACUCGUAUCGCUGUUACGACCUGGAAUCAACAGAUUGAUCCAAAUAUUCCCUUCCCGCACUUUGAGAG